ACCACAAGAACAUCUUGCUGCUCUUUUGGGCGGAGCUCUUUCAGCUGGACAUGUUCAAAUCUUACUGCCAGUCUCGGUCAUCACAUCGCGAGGCCAGAUUCUGUUUCCAUCGGCGUCCGGGAAGAAGGCAAAGAAGACGGCAUCUACGAGCGUAUCGCAGUCGCUGCUGCAGUGGCUGCUCGAGCCUGUUUGAAUGGUCUGAUCUACUCGACCACCAAAUCACGAUUCCGUCUGGUGAGGCGACCAUGUUCAGCGGAUUCGAUGACAGCGAGGACGACACACCAGCAUGGCUAGCAAGUCAUCAUCAUCUGGGGAUUCCAAGAACUCGGUGGUGUCCGAACUCUCGAUCAAAUCGGCCAUCCUGUCGGUUCUGACAAACAUCUCGAUCGACGCCAGCGUCCUUGUCGAUGGUCUUGAUUCGUUCUGCACCCAGCUGUCGACGAGCAUUGCGCAGAUCACAGCACAGCUUGCCAAGGACAGCGAGUAUCUGCAGCACACAUCGGCUAACGCAAAGCAGCGCUAUGACAUUGGUCCUGCUGAUGGCGGGAUCUGGGGUGAUGAGGCGAGCGAGGCGCUGGGAUUGCACACGUCCAAGGACGACAGGCUGUACUGGGGUCCCUAUCACCAGCUGCACCCACUCAUCACACUGCUUGGCCGUGCCAUGGCACUCAAGGCAACCACAGCUAUGCAUGCACCGCCUGCCAGCGCUGCGACGACCCUGAUGAACCGCUGGGCCGAUGUUGUCGCCAGCAUUCUGCCGACCCACUACGCAAACCCGUCCUGGUUGAUGGUGUUUACCAAAUCGCCGACGCGCUCAAGUUUGUGACAACGAUGAACC
Linderina pennispora is the source of this 838-nucleotide messenger RNA. RefSeq lists its product as uncharacterized. Lineage: Eukaryota; Fungi; Kickxellomycota; Kickxellomycetes; Kickxellales; Kickxellaceae. The transcript has a single exon. The record is from RefSeq and is a predicted model, not a curated record. The coding region runs from base 287 to 826 and encodes 179 amino acids.